AAUCUCGAUUACCUCCGAUCCAUGAUUCAAGAGCGAGAAGGCAUGCCUCCAGAGAUACAGCGAGUCAUCUUCUCCGGCAAACAGCUGGACGGCUGCGUACCACUUUCAAACUUCGGAAUCCAGAAUGGAUCUCAGAUUUACCUGCUGCGUAGACUUGUCGGCGGC
Cryphonectria parasitica EP155 is the source of this 165-nucleotide messenger RNA. RefSeq lists its product as uncharacterized. The annotation marks the transcript as partial. Gene Ontology annotation, molecular function: protein binding. The record is from RefSeq and is a predicted model, not a curated record. The transcript has a single exon. NCBI's taxonomy places the organism in Eukaryota, Fungi, Ascomycota, Sordariomycetes, Diaporthales, Cryphonectriaceae.